UAAUUGUCUUCUAGUGAUGGUCGUGGUCGUACCUUCAGAAGGGAGAGUCCAGCAGCAGCAGCAGCCUCCACUAGCAGCUCCCACUCCUCAGAUGCUGCAGAGCUGCACCUCACAGACAAAACCCAACAGGAUCCAGGAGCACAGCUGCUCUCUGAUGACACUCCCAACGAUGACCCACAGAGGAGCUGUGAAUCCUGUGCUGAAGUUCCAGACACCAGCCACUGGGUCCUGGUGGAGCCUGAAGUCUCUACAGAGAAGAGCAUCUCAACCUACAGCCUGAGCUCUCCUGCAGGGAGCUAUGAGUGCUCAGAGUCUGGUCUGCGCUGGUCGUGUGCCGGUCCAGUCACCCUGCAGUACCGCUUCACAGACUGGCAUGUCUAUGCUGAAGAUCUGGCCCAGAUGCAGUCCAGACCAGCUGGUCCUCUGAUGGACAUCAGCCUCAUGUCAGGAGAGCUGGAGGAGAUCCAUCUGCCACAUUUCCUGUGUUUGGGGGGUUGUGAGGCGUCUGUGCGUGAUGCUGUGAGGGUCCUGCAUGGGCGGGACAGCGGAGUGUGUGUGGAGGUGUGUGAGAUGACCAGACGCCAUGCCAGGCUUCUCCACCCAUCCUUCUCUCUGUUUGGGCUGGUGUAUUACCUGAGGGAUCUGCUUUCUCCCAAAGUCCACUGUGAGCUGCUGCUCUUCUGCACCCGCCCCACUCCCCUGACUCUCCACGCCUACCUGGUGCCUAAAGACCCUGCUCUCAUCCGGGACAUCCACCAGGAGGAGAAGCUCGAGGGGGUGAGGAUCCGCAAACCCGGCGCCGUGGGCCCGCUCCCGCUUGAGACCAGCGUCCACGUGAGGACGUCGUGCCGGUCGGAGAUCCAACCCGAGGUGAUUAACCUGUGGCCCCACUCCACUGCUAACUUCUGUGAGGUUUACAUGGACCAGCCAGAGGAGGGCUUUGAUAUGAAGGUCAUCAGCUCUCAGCACACAGAGCCCAUCUGGAGAGCCAAGAUCCGCAGAAACGACUACUUGCAGCCCAGCAGGAGCCCAGGACAGGUCGGCAGCCAGGCGGCAGUUCGCUUUGUGGACGAGAAGAGGGCAGAGCUCAUCAGCAGGGUGACAGAGGUGAUGCCCAUAGCUGACGAGCUCCUCUCCCAGGGAGUCAUCGUCCGGGAGACCUACUCUAACAUCCAAGCUGCUCCCACCAGUGAGGACAAAAUGAGGGUCCUUUAUGAGGGCCUGCACUCAGCUGGAGCUCAGGGCAAACUGGCCUUCUACAGGAUCCUUCAGGCACAGCAGCGCCUCCUAGUGGAGGAUCUUACAGAAGGUCAGAACAGCAGUCAAACUGUGGCUCCUUCAGUGUCUCAUAACCAAGUCCAGAGAGACGUGAACAUCACAACUCAUAUUGCCGUCCAACCAUCACCAGCAGUCAACACAGACAGGAGGUCGGGAAACUUGAACAAGAGCCAGAGCUGUUGGUGUUGUUGGCAGAGAAAAUAAAAUUCAACAAAGAGUCCCGUUUCCGGACGUCAUCGUUCAUACCAUUCAGCCAAUCACAACGCAAGGAAAUAACCCACCGGUUACAUAUAGUUCUAGAGCUCCUUGGGUUCAUAUGAAGUUAAGAUGAAAAUGUCUCUCAAAUUAACUCAACCCUGAGGAGCCCCUUCUAGAAGACACCUACAAGAGGAGGAUGGAUCUCUUAAUCUGAGCUCAGGUCUCUCAGAUGAACUUUAAUCUGAGCUCUGGUCUCUCAGAUCAACUUUAAUCUUAGCU
This is a messenger RNA of Clupea harengus (Atlantic herring), 1755 nucleotides long. RefSeq names its product NACHT, LRR and PYD domains-containing protein 1a allele 5-like. The coding region runs from base 400 to 1482 and encodes 360 amino acids. The transcript has 6 exons. NCBI's taxonomy places the organism in Eukaryota, Metazoa, Chordata, Actinopteri, Clupeiformes, Clupeidae. The record is from RefSeq and is a predicted model, not a curated record.